Molecule: messenger RNA, 1260 nt
Organism: Parasteatoda tepidariorum (common house spider)
Lineage: Eukaryota; Metazoa; Arthropoda; Arachnida; Araneae; Theridiidae
Source: RefSeq, a predicted model, not a curated record
AUGAUUAGUAAAGGCGACAAAGCAGUGUGUGUUUUAUAUUCUGGAACAGUGGUAUGUAGAACAUCGUCUGUAAAACGGCAUUUUGAAACAAAUCACAAAUUCGUUAGUCAAAAAAGCGAACCAGAGCAAAAGGAAUUAAUUGCAAGUGCAAUGAGAGACAGAAAUAAACAGUCCACUUCUAUGAUUAAAUAUGUUGGCAAAAAUUGUCCUACGAGUGCGGCAAGUUACUCGGCUGCAAAUAUCAUUACUCGGCAUAGUAAACCUUUUCAAGAGGGAGAGUUUUUGAAGGAAGCCUGGUUAGCAUGCUCGCCCUCACUUUUUGAUGAUUUCGAUAACAAAGAUAAGAUAAUUCAGGGCAUCAAAGAUACCCCUCUAUCUAGAAAUAUAAUAAAAGAAAGAAAAUUAAAAUUGGCCGGAAAUUUAACAGAUCAACAACAAAUUGACAUUAACUCCUCUCUUUUUAUAUCGCUAUGUCUUGUCGAAAAUACUGACAUCACUAAAUCUGCACGUUUAGCUGUUAUUGCUCGAUAUUGUGUAGGAAACGUCAUUAAGGAAGAAUUAAUUGCGAUAACAUUGUUGCUAACAACUACAAAGGGCACAGAUAUUUGUACGACUGUUAAAAAUUCACUUAUUGAGAAAGACACUGAUUUGAAAAAAAUUGUUUCGGUAACAACUGAUGGUGCUCCAAGUAUGGUGGGCAAAAAAAAUGGUUUCAUAAGUUUAUCUCAAACAUACGUAGGGCACAAGAUUCUUGAAUUCCACUGCCUCAUUCACCAACAAGCCUUGUGUGCUAAGAGUGGCUUAACAUCUCUUGAUGAUGUAAUGACGGUAGUCACAAAAAUAGUCAACCUCAUUUCCUCACAAGCUUUAAAUAAGCGAAAGUUUGAUGCUCUGUUGGAUGAAGUAAACUCGGUGUAUAAUGGCUUACUGAUGUAUAAUAAUGUUCGCAGGCUGAGCCGCGGGAACGUACUUCAAAUAUUUGUUGAUUGCUUGGAAGAAAUCAGACUGUUUCUGCAAAAUGAGAGGAAAAUUGAACAAUACCGACAGUUGGAUGUUAUGUGGCUUUCAAAAUUGAUGUUUUUUACAGAUGUAUGCCAACGUUUCAAUGAAUUGAAUGUGAAGCUUCAAGGCACAAGUAAAACGAUUAUCGUCAUGAUAGAUCUCAUUCGUGCUUUUGAUGCUAAACUGCAUGUUUUCAGGAACGAUAUUAUUACGAGAAACUACAAGCAUUUUCCAAACUUGAAAGUAUCAACGGUUUAG